This is a messenger RNA of Bombyx mori (domestic silkworm), 7237 nucleotides long. RefSeq names its product dual specificity tyrosine-phosphorylation-regulated kinase 2 (gene Dyrk3). The transcript is spliced from 8 exons. Gene Ontology annotation, molecular function: protein serine/threonine/tyrosine kinase activity; ATP binding; protein serine/threonine kinase activity. NCBI's taxonomy places the organism in Eukaryota, Metazoa, Arthropoda, Insecta, Lepidoptera, Bombycidae. Bases 353 to 1747 code for a protein of 464 amino acids. The record is from RefSeq and is a predicted model, not a curated record. Gene Ontology annotation, biological process: peptidyl-serine phosphorylation; peptidyl-threonine phosphorylation. Gene Ontology annotation, cellular component: nucleus; cytoskeleton; cytoplasm.
GCGACGUCGAAUGGUUCAAUGACUUUAGAGACCGUUUCUAUUUUCUCUCUGGUUUUGUCGUCGGGUCAGGCCGUAAGGAAGGGGGUCUUUGUUUGCGUUUCACGUUCGCGUUGUGCGGUGCGGAGUUAUUCGUGAUCGCGAUUCCUCGUAUCGUCGAGAAGGAAUGUGCCCGCAUUUUUAGUGGAAGCGUGGGUCUCGCUCCUCCCGGUCGAUGUGAAAUGUCGCGUUUGCCAGAGUGGCGCCAUCAUCAAGUGCAAGUGCAGUGAGGUGCAGUGGUGGUGUGUCGGAACGAGCGUGGGUCGGUUCGGCCACGGCGACCGAAGUACGCGGAGGUGGCGGUGGCCGUGCGGCCAUGACCGGCGACAUGCCUCUGGGGAGCGCGCACGCGUUCGGGCUCGCGUUGCUCCGGGACGGGGCACUGCCGCCGCUGGAGCCUGGCCCGCCCGCACCGCCGGCAGCCAACGCGCAACCGCCCGACAAGCGACCGACGGCCGCCGCCGCCAGUCCCGAGCAGGUCAUGAAGCUCUAUAUGAACAAACUCACGCCUUACGAGCACCGUGAAAUAUUCGACUAUCCUCAAGUGUACUUCAUAGGUGCGAACGCGAAGAAGCGCCCCGGCCUAGUCGGGUUCCCAAACAAUUGCGAGUAUGACAACGAGCAGGGCUCGUAUAUCCACAUCCCCCACGACCACAUAGCCUACAGAUACGAAGUGCUGAAAGUCAUCGGCAAAGGUAGCUUCGGGCAAGUGGUGAAAGCGUUCGAUCAUAAGAAACGCGAACACGUUGCCCUCAAGAUGGUCCGCAACGAAAAGCGGUUUCACAGACAAGCACAGGAGGAGAUCCGUAUACUGGAGCACCUCCGCGAGCAAGACAAGGACAACACGAUGAACGUCAUCCACAUGUUCGACUCGUUCACAUUCAGGAAUCACACGUGCAUCACUUUCGAGCUACUCUCGAUCAACUUGUACGAGUUGAUAAAGAAGAACAAGUUCCAAGGUUUCUCUCUGCAGUUGGUGCGUAAGUUCUCGCAUAGUCUUCUGCAGUGUCUGCACGCUCUAAACAAGAACCGCAUCAUCCACUGCGACAUGAAGCCAGAGAACGUGCUGCUCAAGCAACAGGGACGAUCUGGUAUCAAGGUGAUAGACUUCGGCAGCUCUUGCUAUGAGCACCAACGCGUCUACACGUACAUACAGUCGCGGUUCUAUCGCGCGCCUGAGGUGAUGAUGGGCGCCCGAUACGGUAUGCCCAUCGACAUGUGGUCCCUUGGGUGCAUACUCGCGGAGUUACUCAUUGGGUUCCCCUUACUACCCGGCGAAGACGAAGCGGACCAAAUGGCAUGCAUCAUAGAGCUGCUAGGCAUGCCUCCCCCCAAGUUAAUAGAACAGGGGAAACGGUCAAAGAACUUCAUCAGCAGCAAGGGCCUGCCGCGAUACUGCACGGCAACCACCCUCGCCGACGGAACCACCGUGCUCAGUGGAGGCAUGUCGAGGAGAGGCAAGCCCCGAGGUCCGCCGGGAUCGAAGAGUUUUGUUACUGCACUAAAAGGAUGUCAAGACAAAUUUUUCAUUGAUUUCAUUAGACGUUGCUUAGAAUGGGACCCAGAGAAGCGCCUCACGCCGGCCGCAGCGCUACGCCAUGCGUGGCUUCGGAGACGGCUGCCGAGGGCGCCCCACGACGACGAACCCAACCACGUUAGUAUCGCGCACCACGCCAAGCGCCUCGCGCACCCCAACUGCACUGACAAAUAGACGAGCGUUGCGAGCGGGGCGAGUGGCGCGGCGGGGGGCGGUGCAGCGGGGGGGCGAGGAGGCUCGCUGCGCACUCCGCUCGCGCGCACGCCUGUCACGUUCAACGCCUCGCAAGUCGCCAAAGCGAAGCUCCAAGCGGCGUUGUCGGAGGAGGGCGGGCGGUACUGGGCGGCGGGGGGUAAGCUGCCGCACCUCCCCGCGCCCUCCUAGCGCCCGCCCUCGACCAGGCGACUCGCCAAGGUGUCGUCCUUGGAGGUGCCCCGGCGGUGCGGCGCCGCCCCGUGCCCGCGCCCGGAGCUCGAGCGCCGCAGCCUCGACCUGGAGCGCGACCCGCGGCCCGACCGCGACUCCGACGCCUCCCUCGACGACCGGGACCACCUCGUGUGAACCGCGCGCGCCCUCCCCCUCCCAACCCCCCGCGCCAUACACAAAACCGCCCCCAAACAAAACGUUCAAAAUUGAUUUCGUUUGAUAAACACGAUGACAUCCAAAAUGGUUUUAGUUUUAAUAUUCCGAUUGUGACAUCUCGAUGUCACUACAAACCCGAACAAUAAUAUAUUUAUCAUAUCGACACUUAAAAGGCAAACGUGACUAAGCGACAAUAACUGCUUUAUACGUAAAUGAUAGGCAAUAAACAUAUUCGGUGCACAGAAAAAAAAAAAUUCUAGGUCUAUUCAAAUCAUUUCAAUCCUACAGCUCUAGAUUCGUUAAAAUAGAAUUUUUUUCAGGUAUUUCAACAUUAAAUUAGUCUACUGUUCAAACUAGUCUGAAGUUCACGCUUUGUCGCUGAGUCACGUUUGCUUUUCACGAUUAUGAUACAGUUAAUAAUUUGAAAAAGUUACCUUAAUCAGACGCUUUACUUUUGCGCUCGACUGUACUUUGUACAAUCGGCAACGAAAUACGUAAAUUAUGAAAAUAAUUGAAAUUCGAUUAUAGUCAAUUAGUUUUUGUUUUGUGUGUGUGCGCGUGCGUGUUCGCAUAGUACGGAGUCAAUUACAAGGCGGUUCGGGUCGUCCCAAGGAACUCAGUGCAGCGACGUUAAUGUUCGACGGCGAUCAAUAGUGGACACAACGACAGUGCGCACGCGAUACUUGCACUUACUGCCUAAGUAACAACGAUGUAUUUCCUGUAUACUCGUUCGUGUACCUAAGACCUUUUGGAGACACGUAAAUGAAGAACACCGGUUUCGUUAGUUUAUUCUCAUUUGAAUUUAUUUAUACUACACUAUUCCUUUAAAUAGACACUUAAAUAUUUAAUUGACCAUAUACUCUUAGAAGUGUCUUUCUAACGGAAUCGUGCAGUCGGGCGUUUUUUUCUUGUGUAUGAAACGCGGCGUCAAAACGCUCGACAUAGAAUACUAAUGCACAAUAAUGUUCCUACCUAGUUUAAUUUAACUUAAAUUACUUAGGCAGUAGGGGGAAGUUGAACUUUAUUCGCUUGGCGGCGAGCGUCCCAUCUAGUGCAUAGAGGCAAAAUUGAUCUCAAUAAAUAAAAUAAAGACUAUGAAUAAGUACGGACUUGUAGUGGAAUUGUGCGAGUAACCUAACGUGUUUUACUGUUUUCUAUGUAAUAUACAUAUAUCGUGAGAACGAUGUGUCGAUGUUAGCGCGUACUAAGUCUGGUUUAGUAUUUAGGUACCUCGACCACUUUAAGGGAACUCUUUGGGAGUAUUUUACCGAAAACGACUUUUGAGCUUUCGAGAGCUGAAUUUUUUGUUCGCGAGCACGGUCGCUUCGUAGUGUUUCUAAAUAACGUUUCGAAAUUCGUAGAAUCUUGCAACGUGCUAAAACAAGAUUUUAACUGAAUUGUUUGAUUCGUACUGCCAAAUGGUAACGCUUCGUCGCCGGAGUUUUCUCCGGGAUUGGCGUCACGGACACGCGAGCGAUGUUAAUGAUUGUAAUAAGUUUUUUUUUUCAUAAAAAAAAAAAAUCCCUCUCGAAAACCUUAGUAUAAGCGAACUUUAUUGUGUGACUAAAUAACGUAACAAUUUUUCUACAGAAACAUUUUUUGGUUAGUUAUAAUUUAAUUCUAUGGUAAGGUUUAGUUUACUUCUCUCAAGUGAUAUAGUGACGCUGUAUUAGUAAAGAAACUGUGACCUUAUAAUUGGAAUUUUUGGAUAUAAGGGUAGUUAGUUAAAAAGGCCUUUUGAACUAGUUUAAGGAACUAAGCUAUGUGGGUUUCGUUCAGUCAACAUAGCGUAGUGGAUGUUGUGAUUGCAUCGGUGUGAUUUAUGUAUUGGUUUGUCAGCGGUUUGACGAACGAGCGUGAAUGAAGUGCUGAACCGUUCAAACGUACUUGUGUACGAAGAUAAACAUACAAGGAAACUUUAGCGGCAUUUUAAACGCGCGUUUUUUUCUACGCUAGUCUGUCACGCCCUUGACUGCGCUUUAUGUAAACCAGUAGACGAAAUAUUUAACUGAAGACUCUUUGCCAUAUCUGUAUGGAGAGUUGUUAUAUACAAAUAGUAUAAUUACGAAAGUACAUGAUAUGUUAUUUAAAUUUGCAUUUUUUUUUUGUUUUGUAUCACGUUAUUACAACUUAUCUAAUGAUUUUAGUUUUUAUACUGUCGAACAUACCGUAGUGUUUUGACGCAGACAACUCGAGCCGAACGACUUAUGUUCGAUCAUAAUGUAAUUUGUUACAAUUUAUUUGCAAAAUGCAUUUCCAAUGUUGCUUCUCUGAGACGUUUUCUUCUAUCUAUCUCUAUGUAUAAAACGCAUUCUGUUUAAUUUCGUUUUGAGGCUUGAAGCUGCGAUCGUGUCGCAAUCAAAACUGUUUCUGACUCUUAAUUUUUUUUCCAUUUAAACUGUCUAUUAACCCUAUGACUGUUUUUUUUCAUUUAAACUGUCUAUUAACCCUUUGACUGCCAUGUGGGUCAUCGGUGCCCUAAGUCGAUUUCUGUUACUAAAUCGCCCAAAUAUCUAGUAGACUCUCGGAAAAACGAAUCCGAAGAUACUAAGUAUGAAUUAUAUUUCUAAGAGACCCAAAAAUACUGAAACACUUUAAAAAGCAGGCAAAGUUAUAACAGAAAUCGAUAUAAUUACUUGAGUGGGCCACGUGGGGCACCGGUGACCCACAUGGCAGUUAUAGGGUUAAUUACCGAAAAUGUUGUUGAAUUGUAUUCAACUGCAUUGCAUUGUAACUGUAUUGAAAUGCAUUCGAAAUAAUCCACUAACAGUGCAAUAUGUUUGACUCGCUUAUAAAAAAAAAAACUUUCGUUUGUCUUCCUCUAUUGUGUAAUUGUGAAAAUGGCCUAUUGUAUGUAAUCGAUUGAGCAUUUUUAUUUUAAUAUUUUUUUUUCUUUGUUAAAAUUAAUUUCGAUAAUGUGAUUACAUAUUAAAUGUAUGACUAUAAUAUAAUGUUUAGUUUUUUUUUUGUUUACUAUUUCAUGCAAUUUAUUUUUUUGAGUGGACAGUGCUUAAUACAAGAAUGAAAAACAAUUAUAGGCUUUUAUUGUGUUGACAAAUUCUAAAUUAGUUCAGAAACUCGAUAAACUGAUUAAUUGUUUAAAUAUUUGAUCUAAUACACACAGCUAUACAGAACGUGAAAUAUCGAUAUUUGCACAACACUAAUUUAGUGAAUCAUCGAUAUCUAUGACCGAUUAGUUAAAAUCGAAUCGUGAAACGAUAUUUUGUCAUAUUUCUAGUGAUUGUCCACUCAUGUUUUACAUCUUGACCCAUCUCUGUGUACUCAAACAGCAUUUUUUUUGUUAUUGUAGCGUCGACUGCCUUCUUUAUAACGUGCUCAAUAAUAGUAAAUAAUAAAUACGUCCGGAGUUUUAUUAAUCCUGACAUAUAAUAUGUAACGAUGACAUUAGAUUAAUUUUAUUUUCGUAACGGAAGACAUAUUCCUGGAUUCGACCCAAGAGCAUUCGAUCGAUAUUCCGUUUGGCAAUCGAUUUUGAUACUUAACUGACUGAUCUUAGAUUUCACAAUUGUUUGAACGUACGUAAAUAUUGCACUAGUACUCAUAAGUAGUUUUUGUUAUUUCGUGUUAUUAAACAGGAGGUUUAAACGAACAUUUCAGGAAUAAUUAAGUAAAUAUUUCUAGGAGAAAGUAAAAAUAUUAAAUUUUAUUUAUUUCACGCCUCUCACUAUGUAUUUUGUACGAUUUUUUAUGUUAUAUUCUUCAUACGUAUCAUAAGUGCGUAUUUAAUGAAUAUUCAAAAUAAAUAAAAAUAUAGUAUUUUAAAAUAAAUGCCUCCUCAAUUAAAACUUUAAAAUUCGAACAACAAUUUUAGCUAUACAAACUAGAGAGAAUGUAACAAAAAUUUAGAAAAAAACAAAGAAUUAUUUUAAGUUAUGCAUAAAUAAUUACAUAAUAAUAAUAAUAUUGGUAUUAGGUUUAUUAUAUUAUAUUAUUUAUAAUUAAUUUCGUGAAACUUGAAAAAACAACACACUUUAUUAAGAACGUAUCUUGUUAAAAUAAGUUUGUUGUAAGGCUUUCUUUAACCACUUUAGAAGUUCAUUAAUAGACCAAAUCGAUUGCACCGUAUUAUUUUAUUCAAAUUAGAAAAUAAAAUAAUCAAUCUUAAUCAUGAUACAACACUAAGCAUUUAAAUUUAAUUGAAAAUUGGAGUCGCAUUACACAUUAAUAUUUUAUUUGUCGAAUACAUUAAUAUGUCUUCCUUUUCGUCUUCAUAGCAAUCUUAAGGUAUUUAGUCAAUUAUUAUAUAGCUUUCUUUUUCUCUCAAUUUCGCUACUAAAUAAAUAACGCAACGGCUGAAACGAGUCAUACUUUAGCCUCGAAUCGAAUUGUGAUAGCUUGUGUGCUUGCGUGUUUCUUUACAAUCAUUCUUAUUUGUUCGAUAAAAUUUAUCGUUAUCGAUAGAAUGAGAAAAUCGAUAUUCUAAAUACAUUUUCGCCAGCAAUACGUUCGUUAAAGUACAAAUAUAGAAAGACUUUAAAGCUCAAGAGAUUUCACGAAUACGUAAAGUAUUUUAUUUAUUAUGGUAAAAUAUAAUUUUUAAAUAUACUUACUUUUCCAUAACCUAUCGAUAUCGAACCCCUUUAUUUCUAUAACGCACGCAUAAGCUAUUUUCUUGGCAAAUACCAGUAUUAAACAUUUUAUCUUCAGACUCUCAACUGCCAAGUAGUUUAAUUAGACGCGGGGUGGUCAGAUCAAAAAAUAGAAUUUCCCCUGAUUGGCAAUAAACUAUAACUUUCUACGAAAAUAUCUAUGAAUGUAUUUUGUUUUGUUGACUAUUAGGCAUUUUUUCCUGACUUUUCUGGACUUUUUUUAAAAUUGUACUAAUAAGUCUUUAAAUCUGGUAGCCCCGCUUAGUUGUAUUACUAUCGUUUGCUAAGCAAAACCUCUAGUUUUAAGCUUUUGUUCGAACGCUGCAUUUCUCUGUAAUCUAGUUUCAUAAUUAUUAUUUUUUGUGAAUCAUUGUGUUCUCAUUUUAUAUAUAAAGCUGGUGUUUCAAGUCUUGAAACUCGUAGCGACAAUGUGAAUACUAUACAAUUUAAAUAAAUGAAUUAUAUAAAGAAA